Messenger RNA from Melopsittacus undulatus (budgerigar), 581 nucleotides. RefSeq names its product ATP synthase membrane subunit c locus 1 (gene ATP5MC1). Gene Ontology annotation, biological process: proton motive force-driven ATP synthesis; proton transmembrane transport. The coding region runs from base 71 to 478 and encodes 135 amino acids. The transcript has 5 exons. The record is from RefSeq and is a predicted model, not a curated record. Gene Ontology annotation, molecular function: proton transmembrane transporter activity. Lineage: Eukaryota; Metazoa; Chordata; Aves; Psittaciformes; Psittaculidae.
GCUGCGCGCCGUGCUCGGCGCAGCCAAUGAGCGCGGAGGACGCGGGAGGGACACGGCAAGGUUAAGCAGCAUGCAGGCUCCUCUGGCUCUCCUCGGCUCCCCGGCGCUGUUCCGGUGCUGUUCCAGGGCUCUGGCCAGACCAGUUUCCGUGUCUGUUUUCAGCAGGCCUGAGCUUCAGACCCUACAGCCACCCAGCCUGUCCCCCUCGCAGCUCACCCGCCGUGACUUCCAGACCAGCGCUGCUUCCCGGGAUAUCGACACUGCCGCCAAGUUCAUCGGUGCCGGGGCUGCCACGGUCGGGGUGGCUGGCUCAGGAGCAGGGAUUGGGACUGUGUUUGGCAGCUUGAUCAUUGGCUAUGCCAGGAACCCAUCCCUCAAGCAGCAGCUUUUCUCCUACGCCAUCCUGGGUUUUGCCCUGUCCGAGGCCAUGGGGCUCUUCUGUUUGAUGGUGGCAUUCCUGAUCCUCUUCGCUAUGUGACAACGUGUGGUCCUGGCUGUGGCUUCCAUCACUCUGCGGUUCGAGCCUGCUUCCAUCCCAGCGCUCCAGACUGACAAUUAAAGACAAGAUUUCUCUAAAUAAA